Molecule: messenger RNA, 3280 nt
Organism: Lotus japonicus
Lineage: Eukaryota; Viridiplantae; Streptophyta; Magnoliopsida; Fabales; Fabaceae
Product: leucine-rich repeat receptor-like serine/threonine-protein kinase BAM3
Exons: 2
Coding region: 206-3103 (965 amino acids)
Biological process (GO): protein phosphorylation
Molecular function (GO): receptor serine/threonine kinase binding; protein kinase activity; ATP binding
Source: RefSeq, a predicted model, not a curated record
AUCUAAAGAAGAAAAAGAAAAAAAAGUGUAGAGGGAGGGAAAGAAGAAGAGAAAAAAAGAGUACAUUGGAUGCUGAUGCUGAUGCUGUUGGCUCCCUUUACCUUCAUCACUCUCUUUGUAUCUUCUAGUGUAUAUUCACUAUAACUUUAAGCUCUAUGAGUUGAGAUGUUCUCAUUGCUCUUUCAUUCCUCUAUCUAAACCAGUUAUGGCCACUCCUUCUUUCAGUUUUGUGAUCACUUGCUUCCUCUUCCUCUUUCUGUUCCUCACUACUAGUCCUGCUUCUGUUUCUUCACUUCCUCUUUCUCUGAGAAACCAAGCUUCUGUAUUGGUUUCUCUCAAACAAGGUUUUGAAGCUGCUAACCACUCUUCUUUGAGCAGUUGGAAAAUCUCUAACUACUUGUCCCUUUGCACCACAUGGCAUGGCAUUCAGUGUGACCAUGAUAAUAACAUUUCUGUGGUGUCAUCACUUGACAUAUCCAAUUUAAACAUUUCUGGUUCAGUUUCUGGUAUUCAUAGGUUACCAAACCUGAGAUUCCUCAACAUGUCUAACAACAUGUUCAGUGGAAACUUGAGCUGGGAAAUUUCACACUUGAAGGAGCUUGAGGUUCUUGAUGCUUAUAACAAUGAGUUCAAUGGUUCACUUCCUGAGAGUGUGAUUCAACUCCCAUGGCUCAAGCACUUGAAUUUUGGAGGGAACUACUUCUCUGGGAAAAUCCCUCCAAGCUAUGGGAAAAUGAGGGGGCUCAACUUUCUGUCUCUUGCAGGAAAUGAUUUGAGUGGUUUCAUACCAAGUGAGAUUGGGAAUCUCACUAACCUUACCCAUCUUUUAUUGGGAUACUACAAUCAAUUUGAAGGUGGGAUCCCACCUCAAUUUGGUGAAUUGAUCAACUUGGUUCAUUUAGACCUUGCAAACUGUGGCUUGAAUGGUUCAAUUCCAGCUGAGUUAGGAAAACUCUACAAGCUAGACACACUCUUCUUGCAAACUAAUCAGCUCACAGGAUCAAUCCCACCUCAGCUAGGAAACUUGACUAGUUUGAAAAAUCUUGAUCUUUCAGUCAACAAGCUAACAGGAGACAUCCCUUAUGAGUUCUCAGGCCUUCAAGAACUCACCCUCUUGAACCUCUUCAUCAACAAUUUCCAUGGAGAAAUCCCUCAUUUCAUUGCUGAGCUACCUAAACUGGAGGUGCUGAAGCUCUGGCAGAACAACUUCACUGGAGUGAUUCCUCCAAAGCUUGGACACAAUGGAAGGUUAACUGAGCUUGACCUUUCAACAAACAAGCUCACAGGACUAGUCCCAAAAUCUCUAUGCAGUGGAAAGAGGCUGCAGAUUUUGAUCUUGCUGAGAAACUUUCUGUUUGGAUCUUUGCCUGAUGAACUUGGUCAAUGCUACACACUCCAAAGAGUUCGUUUGGGUCAAAACUACUUAACUGGUUCACUUCCACAUGGUUUCCUUUACUUGCCUGAGCUCUCUCUUUUGGAACUGCAGAACAAUUAUCUCAGUGGUAAAAUUCCACAAGAAACAAGCAAGGCAAUUGCACCCUCCAGACUUGGACAAUUGAUUCUAUCAAACAAUAACUUAUCAGGUUCUCUGCCAGCUUCAAUAGGAAACUUUCCCAACUUGCAAAUUCUUCAGCUUAGUGGAAACAGAUUCUCAGGUGAAAUUCCACCAGAUAUUGGGAGAUUGAAAAACAUCAUCAAGUUGGAUGUGAGUAUGAACAACUUUUCAGGUACUAUUCCUCCAGAGAUAGGUAACUGUACCUUACUCACAUACUUAGAUUUAAGCCAAAACCAGCUAUUAGGCCCUAUCCCAAUUCAAGUUACUCAAAUUCUUAUACUAAAUUAUCUUAAUGUCUCAUUGAACCACCUCAAUCAAAGCAUUCCCAAGGAACUUGGGACCAUGAAGGGUUUAACUUCAGCAGAUUUCUCUCACAAUAACUUCUCAGGUUCAAUACCUGAAGGAGGGCAAUUUUCAAUCUUUAAUUCAACAUCCUUUGUGGCUAACCCUCAGCUAUGUGGAUAUGAGUUCAAUCCAUGCAACCUUUCUUCAACAACAGCAAUGGAAUCUCAAAGUGCAAAACCUGGAGUAGUCCCUGGGAAAUUCAAGCUUCUUUUUGCAUUGGCAUUGUUGGGAUGUUCAUUUGUGUUUGCAACCUUAGCCAUCAUCAAGAGCAGAAAAGCAAGGAAACACUCCAAUUCAUGGAAGCUAACAUCAUUUCAGAAACUGGAAUAUGGGAGUGAAGACAUUGUGGGAUGCAUAAAGGAAAGCAAUGUCAUAGGAAGAGGUGGAGCUGGGGUUGUGUACAGAGGAACCAUGCCAAAUGGAGAGGAAGUUGCAGUGAAGAAGUUAUUAGGAAUCAACAAAGGCUCUUCUCAUGACAAUGGCCUCUCAGCAGAAAUUAAAACAUUAGGUAGAAUCAGGCACAGGUACAUUGUGAGGUUGCUAGCAUUUUGUUCAAACAAAGAGACCAAUUUGCUUGUUUAUGAUUACAUGCCAAAUGGAAGCUUAGGUGAAGUGUUGCAUGGGAAGAGGGGUGAGUUUCUGAAAUGGGAUACUAGGCUGAAAAUAGCCACAGAAGCUGCAAAAGGGCUUUGCUAUUUGCACCAUGAUUGUUCCCCUCUGAUAAUCCAUAGGGAUGUGAAGUCAAACAACAUAUUAUUGAACUCUGAUUUUGAGGCUCAUGUUGCUGAUUUUGGGCUUGCCAAGUUCAUGCAAGAUACUGGGACUUCAGAGUGCAUGUCUUCCAUUGCUGGUUCUUAUGGCUACAUAGCUCCAGAGUAUGCAUACACAUUGAAAGUAGAUGAGAAAAGUGAUGUUUAUAGCUUUGGAGUGGUGCUGCUAGAACUCAUUACAGGGCGAAGACCAGUGGGGGACUUUGAGGAAGAAGGACUAGACAUUGUUCAAUGGACCAAGAUGCAAACUAAUUGGAACAAAGAGAUGGUGAUGAAGAUCCUUGAUGAGAGGCUAAGUCACAUUCCUUUAGAUGAAGCAGAGCAAGUGUUUUUUGUGGCCAUGUUAUGUGUUAAUGAACACAGUGUGGAGAGACCAACCAUGAGGGAAGUGGUUGAAAUGCUGGCACAAGCAAAGCAACCAAAACACAUUUGAAAUGCAGUGAUCUAGAAAACCAAAAAAAAAAGGGACAAGUUAAAAUGAAAAAGUUGUAAGUCAAUAUACAUGUGUUUGUUUGUGUUCAUAUUGUGGGUUGGUUAAAAGGUAUUUAAUUUUCCAAACAAAAUUGUCACAUGAAUUCUGAAUAUUCCUUUUUCUUUUUUGACCCUUUUA